AUGAAUCCAUCUCAACAACAAAUAAUACCUCAACAACCAAAUCAACCAAUCUACCCUAGGGUAGGAGUAUUUUGGAAUCUAUGGGAGGCAGCAGUUCCUCCCAUGAUCAAUGUACCUUCACUUCUUGCACAACUCAAACUUUUUGCAAUGUCUUUUGGAGUACUCAAACAAUUCAUGGUUCUUUCAGACGUUUCCAAUGCUGUCCAGACCCGAUAUUAUGACACACGAUCAGAGUUUAAAAAACAUGGAGUGCCAUUGCACGAAAUUCAAUCUGGUGUUUCUCGAGCAACAAGUGAUCGUUCAGAAAUGGUUGGUCGCAUAUGGGAAUUUGUUUUUGAUAAUUACGAAUUCUCUUUAUCCAAUGGUCUACAUAUUAUUUUGAUCGAUAGAAAGGCAAACGAAUAUUCAAUUGUAAAAUCUUUAAAAUCAAGAGGAAUUCAAGUUACUACUUUAUCCUCACCUUUUCCACCAGUAUUCAAAAAUAAUAAUCAACCAUCCGAUUCACAUUCAUUUUUUUCAGAGGAUAAUAAUUUAAGUUAUAAUCAACAACAACAAACACAACAACAAACUCAUCACCAACAACAAAAUCAACAUCAACAACAACAACAACAUCAACCACAACAAGAGUAUUACAGACAACCAUCACAACAACAACAACAACAAAAUUAUAAUACUAAUCAUUAUGGAAAUAGUUCUGGAAACACUGGCAAUGAUGAAAUUAAUUAUAAUUAUAAACCCCAACAACAACAUAAUAAUAAUAAUAAUAAUCAUUACCAUCACCAACAUCAUCAACAACAACAACAACAAAAUUAUCAUUCAAAUCACUACAAUCAAAAUAUAGAUCAUCAUGAAAGUGAUUUUAUGGAUGAUGGAGAUAUUGUUGGUAAUCAUAAUAUAGAUCAUAUUACCAAUAGUACCAAUGGUUUGUCGUUGGGAUCAUCACAAAAUCUAAGUUUGGUAAAUAGUGGAGGCAAUAUUUCACCACCUCACUCUGUUGUGACCCAAGCCUCGUUGCCCUCACCGCAACUCCAGUCCCAAUCUUCCACACCCACCUACCACCCUGUAUCUAGUACUACUCCCACCUCUUCACCAAGUUUCCCAGCCCUUAAUUUGGGAGGGAUUUCAAUUGGUAACUCACCGUCACUUUCUUCACCAACCCUUUCAGGGUCAUCGUCUUCUUCCUAUUCAUCGCCGAUGACCACUCCUCACCAACCACCCACUCCUACCAACCCCCUUUCACUUUCCUCUGCGUUCCAUUCAUUGGCAGCGUCUUCUGCAUCUUCAUCACCCAUACACACGCCAAAAUCCUACACAUCCUCUCCUUUGCCAUCGCCAACUGCAUCUAGUGCAUUUGUUCCACCAAUCAAAACCAACAAUCUUAUUUCAAACCCUGUUUUACCUUCACCUACUCAUCAACAACAACUUCAACAUAAACAACAACAACAACAACAACAAAUUCAUCAUCAACAAUUACAACAACAACAACAAAUUCAACAACAACAAAUACAAAUUCAACAACAUCAACAAAUACAACAACAACAAAAACAUCAACAAAUUCAACAACAACAACAACAAAUUCAACAAAAUCAACAACAACAACAAAAUCCUCAAUUUGAUAAUAAUACCUUGAAAAGUUUAUUUACAGUUAUUCAAGGUCUCAAAGAUGAUGGAUUUAGACCAACUUUUAAAGUAAUUCUACCAAGACUUGGAAAUCUUUUGGGAGUACGUAUCCAUCGUUCUGCAUUUGAAAAGAUUCUUGAAAAGGCCAAGAACAACAACUUCCACAUUGAUUACACCACCAAGACCAUCUACCACAAGGAUGACAUCUAUGGUGGCUCUGAUCCUCACCAUGCCGACAAGUCCCACUUUGCCAAAGAAGAGUUGACCGAGUUCCUUCAACUCAUUGAAUCGUCCCAAGUCAAAGUUUUCCCCUCGAGAUUUAAUAUGGUUCUCUGGGUAACAUCUUGUAAUCUUCCUCUUAUAAGUAAACUCAAGCAGGGUCAAAUAGUCGAGCUUUGUCAAGUUGCCAUCAAUGAAAAAUAUGUUUCACUUGAUGAAAACAAAAAAGGUUCAAAAACAUCAACAAAAGAUCAACAACAACAAUAA
Messenger RNA from Cavenderia fasciculata, 2106 nucleotides. RefSeq lists its product as uncharacterized. Gene Ontology annotation, biological process: regulation of transcription by RNA polymerase II. The record is from RefSeq and is a predicted model, not a curated record. Gene Ontology annotation, molecular function: transcription cis-regulatory region binding. Lineage: Eukaryota; Evosea; Eumycetozoa; Acytosteliales; Cavenderiaceae. The transcript is spliced from 2 exons. Bases 1 to 2106 code for a protein of 701 amino acids. Gene Ontology annotation, cellular component: nucleus.